UCUCUCUCUCUUUCUCAAAAUCCCUAUUCUUCUCUCACAACUCUCCAACAUACAUAACCCCACAAUCCUUUUCUUCAGGGUCUUUGCGUUUUCCCUUUCUCAAUUCUCUUUCUGACACCCUAUUUAAGCUUAGUUUCAUUUUCUCUCACUGCUCUUUCCCCCUUUCUGGGGUUCAUCGUAAAUCCCUUCAAAUGCAUCUGAUUUCUGUUUCCAAGCUCCAACGAUGACCGCAUAGCCUGAGCCUCAGCUCACAGGUGUUGUUGGUGUCUAUGUUGCUGUGAUUUUCUUGGUUUGAGAUGAGUCGAAGAGUGAGGAGGAAGGUGGCAAGGAAAAGCAAAGGGAAUGAUGUUGUAGCUUCAAGUUGUCCUGAGAUUCGAGAUGAGGUUUUGGAUUUGGAACUGCCAGGGACGGUUGAUUGGAGGAGCUUACCUGAUGAUACAGUGAUUCAGCUGUUGUCAUGUCUGAGUUAUAGGGACCGUGCUAGCUUAUCGUCGACUUGUAGGACAUGGAGGACUCUUGGCAGCUCGCAGUGUUUGUGGAACACGUUGGAUCUUCGUUCCCACAGGUUUGAUGCUAAUAUGGCAUCUUCACUUGCUCCGAGGUGUGUGCAUCUUCAGAAGCUAAGGUUUCGUGGGGCAGAGUCUGCUGAUGCCAUAAUCCAUCUUCGAGCUAGGAACUUGUGUGAGUUAAGUGGUGACUAUUGCAGGAAAAUUACUGAUGCAACUCUUUCGGUGAUUGCUGCCCGGCAUGAGUUACUUGAGAGUCUUCAGCUUGGACCUGAUUUCUGCGAGAGAAUAAGUAGUGAUGCUAUUAAGGCAAUAGCUCAUUGCUGUCCUAGACUUAGUAAACUUAGGCUUUCAGGUAUCAGAGAUGUAAAUGCAGAUGCUAUUAAUGCAUUGGCUAAGCAUUGUCCAAAGUUGACUGAUAUUGGGUUCAUUGAUUGUUUGAAUGUUGAUGAGCUUGCAUUGGGGAAUGUGAUGUCGGUUCAUUUCCUUUCUGUUGCGGGCACAUCAAGUAUGAAGUGGGGUGUUGUUUCCCAUCUUUGGCAUAAGCUUCCUAACCUGAUUGGAUUAGAUGUUUCGAGAACUGAUAUUAGUCCAUCUGCUGUUGCAAGGUUGUUAUCCUUAUCGCAUAGCUUGAGGGUUUUGUGUGCUUUGAAUUGUCCAAUCCUCGAAGAAGACACUAGCUUCUCCGCUAGUAAAUAUAAAAACAAGUUAUUAAUUUCCCUUUUUACCAAUAUUUUUGAAGGACUAGCUUCUUUAUUUUUUGAUAGUACAAAGAAAGGAAAGAAUGUCUUUUUGGACUGGAGGAGUUCGAAGAAUAAUGAUAAGGACCUUAAUGAAAUUAUACCUUGGCUUGAAUGGAUGCUGUCCCAUACACUACUGAGAUCUGCUGAGAGCCCUCAACAGGGUCUUGAUAAUUUCUGGGUUGAACAAGGCGGAGCACUCUUACUUAGUCUAAUGCAGAGUUCUCAAGAGGAUGUUCAAGAGAGGGCAGCUACGGGCCUUGCAACUUUUGUCGUGAUUGAUGAUGAAAAUGCUAGCAUAGAUUGUGGAAGGGCUGAAGCAGUUAUGCGAGAUGGUGGCAUAAGGCUCCUUCUUGGCUUAGCAAAAUCUUGGAGGGAAGGGCUUCAAUCUGAGGCAGCUAAGGCAAUUGCAAAUUUGUCUGUCAAUGCCAAUGUGGCCAAAGCUGUUGCUGAAGAGGGUGGGAUUGAGAUUCUCGCUGGUUUGGCUAGGUCAAUGAACAAGCUGGUGGCUGAAGAGGCUGCUGGAGGGUUGUGGAAUCUCUCUGUAGGAGAAGAGCACAAGGGUGCCAUUGCGGAAGCAGGUGGAAUAAAAGCUUUAGUGGAUCUUAUAUUCAAAUGGUCCUCUAGUGGAGAUGGAGUUUUGGAACGUGCAGCCGGUGCAUUGGCUAAUUUAGCGGCUGAUGACAAGUGUAGUACAGAGGUUGCAUUGGCAGGUGGUGUGCAUGCUUUAGUGAUGCUUGCUCGUAACUGCAAAUUUGAGGGCGUGCAAGAGCAGGCUGCUCGUGCAUUGGCUAAUUUAGCUGCUCAUGGAGAUAGCAAUAGUAACAAUGCUGCUGUUGGACAAGAAGCAGGUGCUCUUGAGGCACUUGUUCAACUUACACGAUCUCCACAUGAGGGCGUCAGGCAAGAAGCUGCUGGUGCCCUUUGGAAUUUGUCAUUUGAUGAUAGAAACAGGGAAGCCAUCGCAGCAGCUGGUGGAGUUCAGGCUUUGGUUGCUCUUGCGCAAUCUUGUUCUAAUGCCUCUCCUGGACUUCAAGAAAGGGCUGCUGGUGCUCUCUGGGGAUUAUCAGUCUCCGAGGCCAAUAGCAUUGCCAUUGGACGUGAAGGUGGUGUUGCACCUUUGAUUGCUCUUGCAAGGUCUGAAGCAGAGGAUGUUCAUGAAACUGCCGCAGGAGCACUGUGGAAUCUUGCUUUCAACCCUGGUAAUGCUUUACGAAUAGUAGAGGAAGGAGGAGUUUCUGCACUUGUGGAUCUGUGUUCUUCAUCAGUUUCGAAGAUGGCACGGUUCAUGGCUGCCUUGGCAUUGGCUUACAUGUUCGAUGGAAGAAUGGAUGAGUUUGCUUUAGUAGGCACGGGUUCGGAAGGUAUUUCUAAGAGCGUGAGCUUGGAUGGGGCAAGAAGGAUGGCCUUAAAAAACAUUGAAACCUUUGUCCUUAUGUUUUCGGAUCCACAAGCAUUCACAGCUGCUGCAGCAUCAUCGGCUCCCGCAGCAUUAUCCCAGGUUACUGAAGGCGCUCGAAUACAGGAAGCAGGACAUCUGAGAUGCAGUGGUGCUGAAAUCGGAAGAUUUGUCACCAUGCUGCGGAAUCCAUCAUCUAUACUCAAGACUUGUGCAGCAUUUGCUCUUCUCCAGUUUACAAUUCCUGGGGGAAGACACGCCAUUCACCAUGCCAGCCUCAUGCAGAAUGCAGGAGCAGCAAGAGUUCUUCGUGGCGCGGCUGCUGCUGCCACAGCUCCACUCGAAGCGAAAAUCUUUGCCAGAAUAGUUCUUCGCAACCUUGAGUAUCACCAAAUUGAGCAUACAGCGUAGAUCAAAUUCAUCUAUUCUGUUACAAAAUCCUCCUCAAAGUAAAAUUGGACUUCUCUGGUGUUUCUCACAUGUAUACGAACUGCUCAACAAUGCCAUGAGAACACUGCUAGCUGGCUGAAUCUGAAUUUGAUGUAAGUGAAGCAAAAAAAAGACCUAAAUUGCAGGUUCAUCUAUCUUUUAAGUCCCUUGGAACUGCUUAGUCAAAAACAGUUCUUUAUUUGAGAUGUAUUUCUUCCCCUUUUGUAUCAAUCUUUUUUACACCAUGGUUGCAUGACUGCAUCAGAUAGGAAAAAUGAUAUAAAUUUUAGCGGUUAUGUUUUUUCCUUUUUUUU
Molecule: messenger RNA, 3388 nt
Organism: Arachis ipaensis
Lineage: Eukaryota; Viridiplantae; Streptophyta; Magnoliopsida; Fabales; Fabaceae
Product: protein ARABIDILLO 1
Molecular function (GO): protein binding
Source: RefSeq, a predicted model, not a curated record